Portunus trituberculatus (swimming crab) is the source of this 3801-nucleotide messenger RNA. Its product is annotated as isobutyryl-CoA dehydrogenase, mitochondrial-like. The transcript has 9 exons. NCBI's taxonomy places the organism in Eukaryota, Metazoa, Arthropoda, Malacostraca, Decapoda, Portunidae. Gene Ontology annotation, biological process: lipid metabolic process. Bases 163 to 1455 code for a protein of 430 amino acids. The record is from RefSeq and is a predicted model, not a curated record. Gene Ontology annotation, molecular function: flavin adenine dinucleotide binding; acyl-CoA dehydrogenase activity.
CCUGCGUUUGGUGCGGUGCCAGGCCAGCUGAUUCUUGAUGCACUCUGCAUCGACGCCCAGUGGCUGGUGAGCGGUGAGGAGUGAGUGGAUCCCGCACUGGAAGAUUACUUGACGCGCGGGAUAUAAGCUCGCACUCCUGAGAAAUUGAAACCUUAUAUAAACAUGCCAGUUAUGUUGUCAUUUUCGCGUGGAGUGUUGAAGUGUUGCAAUGGAAUAUCAAAGUUUACGUCCAGAUUGGAGCCUUGUGUUACUAAACUCGGCAUGAUGGGGCUUACAUCACCACAUAGACACUAUGUGACGUCCCUGAAUCCAUCUCAUGGCCUCACAGAGGAGCAGGUGGCUAUAUACCAACUGGCUACUGACUUUGCUGUCAAAGAGAUGCUGCCGAACAUGGCUAUCUGGGAUGAAAAGGAAUUGUUCCCGGUAGAUACAAUGCGAGCAGCAGCAGCUCUGGGAUUUGGUGCCAUAUAUGCCAGUGAAGAAUAUGGGGGGACAGGACUGAGCCGUCUUGAUGCCUCCAUUAUAUUUGAAGCUCUAUCUAAAGGCUGCACCUCCACCACUGCUUACAUUAGCAUUCACAACAUGUGUGCAUGGAUGAUUGACCAUUUUGGAAAUUCCUCACAAAAAGAACAGUGGAUCCCUCAGCUUGCUGCAAUGGAAAAGUUUGCUUCCUACUGCUUGACAGAACCGGGGUCAGGCUCAGACGCGGCCUCUCUCUCCACAACAGCAAAGAGGGAUGGAUCUGAUUUAAUUCUGAAUGGAUCAAAGGCCUUUAUUAGUGGUGGAGGUGACACAGAUGUUUAUCUUGUUAUGUGCCGGACAGGAGGCCAGGGACCAAAGGGCAUAUCAUGUGUUCUUGUUGAAAAAGGAACUCCAGGUCUGAGUUUUGGCAAAAAAGAAAAGAAAGUUGGUUGGAACUCGCAACCAACUCGAAUGGUGAUCUUUGAAGACUGUCGAGUUCCUGCUUCAAAUAUCAUAGGAAGUGAAGGCCAGGGAUUUAAUAUUGCAAUGAAGGGACUCAAUGGGGGUCGUAUUAAUAUUGCUUCCUGCUCACUAGGGGCAGCCCAGGCCAGCAUAGAGGCAGCUGUUGAUUAUGUGAAAGUUCGAAAGCAAUUCUCAAAGCCACUAUCAAGUUUUCAGAACACCCAAUUUCGACUUGCUGAGAUGGGCACAGAAGUGGUGGCCUCCCGACUGCUGGUGCGCAAUGCUGCCCAGGCACUGCAAGACGACCACCCGGACACAGUGGCCUUGUGCUCCAUGGCAAAAUACUUUGUCACUGAAAGGUGUUUUCAGGUGAUCAAUGAGGCCCUUCAGCUGCAUGGUGGCUAUGGGUACCUGAAGGACUACCCAGUGCAGCAGUACCUGAGGGACUCUCGGGUCCACAUGAUCCUUGAGGGAACCAAUGAAGUCAUGCGGUUGCUUAUUGCUCGCCACAUUCUCUCUGAAUGGAAGUGAGCCUCCCUUAUUAUAGUCCUGACAUAGUUGUGAUGUAGAUGUAAAGAGUGGUGAGGCUUGAUUUAAGGCUUGUAAAUUUUCUGUGUCUAUAUGUGUGAGAGAGAGAGAGAGAGAGAGAGAGAGAGAGAGAGAGAGAUUUGUAUAUAAUUAAGAGGUUGAAUGUUUGUCAGAAUAUUGUAUAUAGUAUUCCCAAUGAACACAGCUCUUGCUUGGGUGAAUCUCUGAGAGGAAAUCACUGGGUGUUCCAAUAUGAUGAUAAUAAUAGGUGUGCAGGGCAGUCUGAAGAGAAUAGUUGUUUAUUUUGCAUUGAGGAGAAAGUACAAUAUAGUGUUAGAAAUGCAGUUCUUGAGCAUAUUUUGCUGAGCUGAUGAGAGCAAGGUUAUGAUCAACAUUGCAAAAUUUUGUAUAGAUUUCAGUAUUAUAGAUCUAACUAGAUUAUUUUACAUACACAUGUUAAAAUUUUUAUUUUAAAAGUGGUUUUAGAGAAUAGCAGAUGUAUUUUUCUUUUUAAUUGGCAGUUUCAGUUUGUCUUAUCUGUUUAUACUUUGACUUUUUUCUUGCAUUUAUAUUGAAAUGCAAAAUGUCAUGUACCUAUCUCCCAUAAUAAAAUUUAGCCAUUAUAGGAGGACAGGAAAAGAACACAAUAUCAAUAUUGUAUUAAAGUAAUGGAUAUGUUUAUUAUUCAUCUAUUUCUUUGGGGGGAAGGAGUCACUGAAGUUUUGAAAUCAUAUUACUACUUACAUACCAGGUUGUGAUCUCCUGAAGGGGGAUGAGCUGCUGACACAUGGAGCAGUAUUCGUUAUCUCAUUGCACUUCCCUUGCUUUCCUUCUGUUAGUCACCUUUUCUGAUGUGCUGGGAAUACAGUAAUCCACUCGUCAUGAAUUCAGUGCAUACUGGCUGGGAUAUAAUAUAUAAAUCAUGAAAUAACUUAUCUUCAUGAAUACAAAUAACAUUAAUGUACCAGAAAAUGUGUGUGAAUUCAUCAAUAACUUAUCCAAUACAUGUUAAAGUAUAUUUUUGUAGGAGCUUAUUUUGUUCUUAGUUUAGAAAUUACUAUGUUGAUGGCAUGCCAGUAUUUCCUAAUAAAGUAGUUAUGAUUGCAUAUGUGAAGGUAGAAAAAGGGUAAGUAAGAAUUUAUAAUAAUAAUUUAAAUUAAUAAUGGAGUAUUGAAGUUUGCUAUUGCAACUGGAUUGUUCCUCAUUGAUAUUUACAUUGUCAUCUAUUACCACCAUAUUGGAAACCACAAAAAGCCUAACAGCUAGUAAAAGAAGAAAGAAAGAAAGGAAAAAAUUAAAUUGAACCAGUUUCAAUCAAUCAAUCAUGGUGGGCAUAUGCCAGGGGGCGUGUUGCCUCGCCUACCCUAUGGCGCUACUUCAGAUGGUCGUGCCUUAUGAGUCUCCAUGCAGGCUCCCUACCCAUGCCCAUUGCCUGUGCCACUAAUGGGCGGAAGCUGAACAAUGCUUUCUACACACUCUUCAAGUGAGUUUACAGGUGCUACAGGCCUCAAUGUAGAAAAAAAAAAAAAAUAAAAUAAAAAGUAACUCCCAGCAGGAGGCAUCGACUUGCUGCAGCCAUGAGUUCUGUGGACGUCCCCUUGGCCUCCUCCAUGCUGGGUUAUCCCUUUUGGAGACAACCCAAUAUGCAGGAUCAGCUACCAGGUAACGUGCCACAUGCCCAUAUAGUUGCAGUUGGCAUUGAUGGACUAUGCUGGUAAUCGGCCUUGAAUCAGUCUCACGGACCAAUCACUGAUUUGACACAAAGUCAUACCAGUGGUAGCCCAAGAUCCUGCGAAGGCAUCUAGUACCAAAGACAUCAGUUUGCCUCUUCAGAUCAGUGUUCAGUGUCCAUGUUUCACAACUGUAGAGUAAGACAGGGAUCACCAGCGACUUAAAGAUCCAAAUCUUUGUCCAUCUGCACAGGUACCGACAACUCCAAAUAGUACUUGUGUUGAGCGAGUCCAUAACGCCAGUUUACACAAUACUAAAUACCUGUAUUUUUUUUUAUUUGUUGAAAAAAAGAAAAAGAUACAAUAUUCAGACAAAUUUAAUUGCCCUACAUUUAUGAUUGCAAAAUAGAAGUAAAAUUAUUACAACACCAAGGAAAUUGGUUUACUGGUAGCCCUCAUGAUAUACAUACUGAACUGCAUCACUUAAUUUUGACAGUACAUCAUAAUUAAAUGGAAUAGAAAAAAAUCUCUUGUAAUUUAGAUUUUAUACUAACAAGUACUUGUAAAUGUACAGUCUUUGCAAGAGAUAUUAAGUACUUAAUGUAAUUCUUGUAGAUAGAAUGUAUGGCAGCAUUGUGAUAGGUUGUGGUUUACAAAAUAAACCGGCCAAUUGUGAAAA